Messenger RNA from Dibothriocephalus latus, 1251 nucleotides. The record is from the annotation of a GenBank genome assembly. NCBI's taxonomy places the organism in Eukaryota, Metazoa, Platyhelminthes, Cestoda, Diphyllobothriidea, Diphyllobothriidae.
AUGAGGUGUCCAGUAGUUUUUGCAGUCUUGUUCCUGUUUGCACUUAACAAUGCAGAAAAUACCGAAAAAAAUGUUUUAGUGUUAAUUGAAAAUGUAUCCGUCCGUGAUUCGCACUCAUUAUUUUUUAACUUCCUGAAAGAUCGUGGAUACCACCUUGCUUAUAAGUACGCUGACGAUGCCUCCCUCGAUCUAAAGCACCUGGGUGAAUAUAUGUAUCAGCAUAUCAUUAUCUUCGCCCCAUCCGUUAGAGAAUUCGGCGGUAACCUCGAUGUGAAGAAACUCACCCGUUUUGUUGACGAUGGCGGCAACAUUCUGGUUGCGGGAAGCUCAGAUAUAGGCGAGGCUAUCAAAGACUUUGGCAGUGAUUGCGGCGUAGAGUUCGAUGACGAGAAGACCACCGUUAUUGACCACAUGCAUUACGACGUGAUGGACGAGGGAAAGCAUAACCUUAUUAUUGUCGACCCCGAAAAUAUCGCCAACGUUCCAGUUAUUACAGGCAAGGUUACUAAUCCGCUGCUAUAUCGUGGCAUCGGAAUCGCUGCCAACCCCGCAAAUCCCCUUUUGAUAAACAUUCUUCAUGCAUCCGAUACCGCGUACUCCCACUCCCCAGAUUCACCGAUUACCAAUUACCCGAAUACUGUCGGCAAAAAUACGCAAUUGAUAACAGGUCUACAGGCCAGAAACGAUGCUCGAGUCCUUUUUGUUGGUUCUCUAGACUUCUUCUCCAAUGACUUCUUCUUGUCGGGUGCAGUUAACAGCCAAACGGGCAAAAGCUAUGCCGCAUCAGGAAACAAAGAACUUUCAGAAAGCCUUGCCCUUUGGACUUUUAAAGAAACUGGCGUCCUUCGAGUGUCGUCUGUACAUCACAAUAAAGUUGGUGAAAAGGAUUCAAGACGGGAGUACACCAUCAAAGACGACAUUAUGUUUUCUGUUGACAUCGAAAUUAAGGGCCUGGAUGGGUCCUGGAAGCCAUUCGUAGCUGACGACGUUCAAGUAGAACUUAUUCGCAUUGAUCCAUUUAUAAGGCGAACACUUCCGCACCAAGGCAAUAAAUACGAGACCCAAAUAAAACUUCCGGACGUCUACGGCGUUUUUAAACUGGUCGUCGAUUACCAUCGCACAGGAUACACUCACCUCUUCACCUCUAACCAGGUAAGUCCGUCUGAUUUUAUUAGCCAAAUAAUGACCUCACAACAUCCGUUUUUGUUAUUAGUUGUUGGUUUGCGCGUCCGCAAUCAGAAAGUCGAGUAA